CUCUGCACAGUCACCUGUCUGUCUCUCUGCUCCUGCACCCAGCCCUCCAGCACCUCCAGCACCCGGCCCUCCAGCACCUCCAGCAUCCGGCCCUCCAGCACCUCCAGCACCCAGCCCUCCAGCACCUCCAGCAUCCGGACCUCCAGCACCCAGCCCUCCUGCACCAUGGCACAAAUGCGCACAGACCCCCCGACAGAAAUGGAGCGCAACAUGGAGAAGAUAAUUGUGAUUUUCCAGCGUUUCGCGGGGAGGGACGGCUGUGCCGACACCAUGACGUACCAGGAAUUCGAGGACUUCAUGAAAACCGAGCUCUGCUCUUUCACCUUUAACCAGAAGAAUAAGGACAUCCUGAAACAACUGAUGAAGUCCGUCGAUGGGGGGAUGGACAAGAAACCAGACAAUAAAUUGGACUUCCAGGAAUUCCUCAAUCUGAUUGGUGGGAUGAUGGUGGGCUGCCAUGCUGCUCUGUGUCAACUCCCAGAGGGCUACAAGCCCAAACCAUCUGACAAGAAGCCCACGGACACUGAGUCGGCCAUGGAGAGAAUUGUGCUCGUUUUCCAGAAGUACGCGGGCAAGGGCGGCGACAAGUACCAAAUGGACUACAAGGAAUUCGACGCUUUCAUGAAGACAGAGCUGAAAACGUUCACACGGAGCCAGAAGGACCCCAACAUUGUGCAGAAGCUGAUGAAGCAGAUUGACGGCUCGGUGGAUGACCAGAAGGACGGACAGAUCAACUUCCAGGAGUUUAUGAACCUGGUGGGGGGCAUCAUGGUGUCGUGUCAGGAAAUGAUGUUGAGGAGCACUCGCCCCAACAAACACUGAACCCCUCAAUUUCCCAUGUCAAUUGUUCUGUGAAGAUUUCCUGCUGACUUGUAAUAAACUAAUUCCACAUC
Xenopus laevis (African clawed frog) is the source of this 893-nucleotide messenger RNA. RefSeq names its product S100 calcium binding protein A11 S homeolog (gene s100a11.S). Gene Ontology annotation, molecular function: calcium ion binding; calcium-dependent protein binding. NCBI's taxonomy places the organism in Eukaryota, Metazoa, Chordata, Amphibia, Anura, Pipidae. The record is from RefSeq and is a predicted model, not a curated record. The transcript has 5 exons. Gene Ontology annotation, cellular component: cytoplasm. The coding region runs from base 166 to 822 and encodes 218 amino acids.